AAAAAUAAACACAGUGAGUGAGACGUAUGACCCCCACAAAGACCCCCAGCUCCAAUGAUAUAAGUAUCAAGAGGAGAGCCAGAGCUUGCCUCUCGGACAUUAAGACAGCCAUUCUCUCUACAUCUCAGCUGUACACCAGAGUAAAAAUGUCAGACAACGAAGAAGUGGAAGAGUACGAGGAGCUGGAGGAGGUGCAAGAGGAGGAGCAGGAGGAGGAGGAGCAGGAGGAGGUGCAGCAUGAGGAAGAGGAUCAAGAGGGGGAAGCGAAAGCAGAAGGUGAGGAAGAGACCACUCAAGAACAUGAUGGGGAAGAAGAGACAGAAGACGGAGGAGAAGAGGCUAAACCCAAAUUCCUAAAACCUUUCAUGUUGCCGAACCUGGUGCCCCCAAAGAUUCCAGAUGGAGAAAGAGUUGAUUUUGAUGAUAUCCACCGUAAGCGUAUGGAGAAGGACCUGAACGAGCUCCAGACACUGAUAGAAGCUCACUUUGAAAGCCGAAAGAAGGAGGAGGAGGAACUCAUCAGCCUAAAAGACAGGAUUGAGAAACGGCGUUCCGAGCGAGCAGAGCAGCAUAGGAUCCGCAGCGAACGCGAGAAGGAACGGCAGAAGCGUGUGGAGGAAGAAAGAGCUCGCAAGGAGGAAGAGGAAGCCAAAAAGAGGGCAGAGGAUGAUGCCAAGAAGAAGAAGACGCUCACCAGUCUGCACUUCGGUGGUUACAUGCAGAAGAUAGAGAGACGGAGUGGAAAGAAACAGACUGAGAGAGAGAAGAAGAAGAAGAUUCUUAGCGAUCGCCGCAAACCUUUGGACAUUGACAGUGCCAACGACUCCGCUCUCAGGGAGAAAGCAAAGGAACUGUGGAGCUGGAUGCGUCAACUAGAAGCAGAAAAGUUUGAGUUACAGUACCAGUUUACCAAACAGAAAUAUGAGAUCAAUGUCCUGAGGAACAGAGUUAGUGACCACCAGAAAACGACAAAGAGAACUAAGAGAGGCCUCAGGAAGUGAAUGCUGUGCUAAAAGACAUACUGGACUCCUCACAAACCCAUAGAAAUCAUGAAGAGAACGUUCAGGAGAGCUGUGUAUACUACUUCACUGAUUCAUUUGCUUUUAGUUAGUCCUACUGAAUAAACACUGGAGAUUUUGUCUGUGUACAACUGAACAAAAAUAAUUAAAAUAGUGCACCAAUA
Molecule: messenger RNA, 1183 nt
Organism: Ctenopharyngodon idella (grass carp)
Lineage: Eukaryota; Metazoa; Chordata; Actinopteri; Cypriniformes; Xenocyprididae
Gene: tnnt2a
Product: troponin T type 2a (cardiac)
Exons: 15
Coding region: 27-1001 (324 amino acids)
Biological process (GO): sarcomere organization; cardiac muscle contraction; regulation of muscle contraction
Cellular component (GO): troponin complex
Molecular function (GO): tropomyosin binding; troponin C binding; troponin I binding
Source: RefSeq, a predicted model, not a curated record